ACAAGUAUACAAGUACGUAAUUUUUUUACAAUCAAGUACGUAAAUGCCGUAUUGGACAACAAUAAUUCAUUAAUUUGUCAUUUCCGGUAGCAACAAUUGUAUGAAUAUUCCCUCUAUUUUCAAUAUCAUAAUAACGUAAAAUUGUCGUCACCAUUUCAAUUUUCAUUUCUUUCUCAACUGCUUUCCCUAACAUCCAAUUUUUCUCUCUCUUCCUCUUUCUCUUUCUUAAGAAUCUCGAAUCAGAAACCCUAAUUCUUCAAAGAAUAGGAGAAUCCACAAACCCUAACAAUCAUAUAAUGGGCGAUUCUCACUCUAAUCGUCGCAUUUCUGUUCAUCAAACUCUCGGCUCUGGUUAUGUUGCAGACGUGCUAUUAUGGAGAAAACGUUUCGGAAGUAUUUUGUUGCUAGUCUCAUCAACAUCAUUAUGGCUUCUCUUUGAACGUGCUGGUUAUAAUCCUUUAACUUUCGUCGCUAAUGUGCUUUUGCUUCUUGUUGCUAUCCUCUUUUUCUGGGCGAAAUCUGCUUCUCUUCUCAAUAGACCUCUUCCACCUGUCCCUGAUUUGGAAGUAUCGGAUAAGUCGAUCGAGCAGGCCGCUGAUGUGAUUCGAGUUUGGCUUAAUCGUGCAUUGGCUGUUGCUCAUGAGAUUGCUGUUUGUGGGAAUUUGAGGGUUCUUCUUCAGGUUUUGUGUCUUAAUUGGUGGAAAAUUGUGUUUUCUGUUUGCAAUUUGUUCAUAAUUAGUCAUAGUAAUUCUGAAUUUUGCGUUCAGGUUGCGGUAUUGUUGUGGUUGAUUUCAUACAUUGGUAGUUUGUGCAAUUUCGUCACAUUUGUCUAUAUUGGAUUCCUUCUUGCUCUAUCGGUGCCAAUGUUGUAUGAAAAAUACCAGAGGCAGGUUGAUGAGAAGAUGAAUGUAGCAUGUAGACUACUCGAUGCUGGUUACAGAAAGGUUGAUGCAACUGUUUUAAGAAAGAUCCCAGUGUCAUUGUACAAGAAAAAGAAGAAGACUCAGUAGGCUGAAGUGAUAAAUUCAAGAGGAUGUUCGAGCUGUGCAUACUACACUUGUCUAGUAACACAAUGUCCUAGAUUGACGUUCACAUUGGUCGUAGCUGGGAUUUGGUUUGAGUGACUUGACUUUUUCUUUACAAGGUUUUAAGAAAUGGGUAAAUUUUGUAGUUGGAUAUCGAUUGGCUUUACGGCGUUUCUUCCAGAACUGAGAAAGAGUGUAAGAUAUGUUCUAGGUGGUGAAUUGGAGAUCAUCACUUUUUCUGAUGGAGAAAUUGGCAUACAUUAGUGUAAAAUCAUCAGCCUUAGGUUUCCUUUGUAUUUUUUCAGUGAUCAAGACUCUACAUGAAGCUGGAUAUUGUUGAGCUCUUUUCUUGGUGAAAAUAUAGAUUAAUAGCUGAAAAUGUGUGCUAAAAAAUUUUUUUGAUGGAAAUUUGUGCCCAUGUAAUUUUAGCAAGCUAUAGUAGGACUUAAUGAUACCUUUCCACA
Molecule: messenger RNA, 1489 nt
Organism: Chenopodium quinoa (quinoa)
Lineage: Eukaryota; Viridiplantae; Streptophyta; Magnoliopsida; Caryophyllales; Amaranthaceae
Product: reticulon-like protein B11
Exons: 5
Coding region: 297-1010 (237 amino acids)
Source: RefSeq, a predicted model, not a curated record